CAGGAUCUCAUUCCCACCGAUGAGUUGACAAAGCCAGGAUUCAGCCAAUAGGAAGGGAGAGUCACUGGGAAUGAGGUGACGUCACCCCGGAGCCCGGGAUGUGCCCGCUCAGUGUGAGCAGUCAGUCAGGCCGCCUGGGUGGGUGAAGGGUGGUCGGUGUUGGUGGGAACGGUGGAUGGGUAUCACAGUUGAUGUAUGUGUGGUAACAACAUGUCAUUGCCGCUGCUUGAUGAAGCUGCGACGGUGUCUGGGACUGAACGGGAGACGGCAGUGGUUAUUUUCCUGCAUGGACUUGGAGACAGUGGACAUGCAUGGGCUGAAUCAAUGUCUUCCAUCCGACUUCCUUACGUGAAAUAUAUCUGCCCUCAUGCGCCAAAGAUGCCGGUGCAAUUGAAAAAUUUUGUAUCAAUACCAUCAUGGUUUGACUUGACAGGAUUAAGUCCAGAUGAUGCAGAAGAUGAAGCUGGUAUAAAAAAAGCUGCUGACUGCAUUAAAGCAAUUAUUGAACAUGAAAUCAAAAAUGGAAUUCCUUCACAUAGGAUCAUUCUAGGAGGAUUUUCGCAAGGUGGUGCGCUGUCUCUGUACACUGCUUUGACUUGCCAUCACAAGUUAGGUGGUGUUGUAGCCCUGAGUUGCUGGCUUCCUCUUCACAAAUCAUUCCCACAGGCAGCAGGUAGUAAUGUCAACAAGGAUAUCAGCAUCCUGCAGUGUCAUGGUGAAAUGGAUCCUGUGAUAACAUUAAGAUUUGGUUAUAUGACUUUGCAUAAGCUAAAGACUAUCAUCAAUCCAGAAAACAUUCAAUUCAUAACAUAUUUAAUGCAGCAUUGCACGUGUAAAGAGGAAAUGGCAGCAGUGAAAGACUUCAUUGCAAAGCAGCUUCCACCAGUCUGACUGAAGAUAGUGAAUCAUUAAAGCCCACUGCUAUUUUAAAGUCUCACCUAAGAAUUGAAACCAAUUCAUAUGCAAGCAACCUCAGAUCUUUUAUUGAACAUUUUAUUUAUAAUUGUUAAUAUUGUACAGACAUUCCCAAGUUUCUUUCAGGUGAUAAUUUAUCAAUAUAGGACACCCAAAAUUAAACAAAAGGUACCUGUUCAAUUUUAACACUUUCCAGCUCAGAUGGUUAAAGAACUAAUCCUAACACAGCUAUAAUUUUAGAGGUUCCCCCCCCCCCCCACAACACUAUCCUUACUUCCUCAACACUGAAUUCAAAGCUCUAGUCAAGUCAAAUCUGUCAUACAUACAAGUAAGGUGAGGUACAGUGGAAAAACUCAAUUCUGUUCUGCCUCACUAUGUGGAACUGAUCAAAAUUUGUUCAUCGCGAUAGUGACGUUAGCUCUUUCUUUUCUUUUUCAAUCUUUUUAUUAGUUUUCAAAUUAAUAUAUCAAUGUUUAUACAUGUAAUACAAAGAGAUCAGGAGAACAAUCAUGACAUGGAUAAUCAUAAAGAACAAUAAAUGUUAGCUCUGAUUUACCUGUAGAUCUGGGGUUGUGGUCAGACUCCAGCUAGCCUGAUUGCAUUACCAUUAAUAAUUUGAGGUUGUGAUUAUUAGUUAUAAAUCACAAGAGUUAAUGAGUUGGAUAUAGAUUCAGUAAUGCAUGCAGUAAAUGCUUGCCAUAUUGGAACUAUCAGAUCUUUAGUUAGCUGCCAACUUUUACAUUUUCUGUGCCUGCAUGAGGCAUUACCUGAGUGUUCAGGUUUUAGAAUCUGUUGGGGGGGGGGGGGUGGUGGGAGGGGAGGGGAGGGGGGGUAAUUGAUGCAAGUUACCUUUGCAGGGACAUGGCUAGCUCUUGUGCUAUUACAGAACAGAAUUAAUGACGAGUAAAAACAGUAAUGAUUAAUCACAACUUUUCAACAAUGAAAAGGAAAACUUGAUUGUUUAUUGGGCAGUUUUUAUUAAUUGAGAUCAGAAAACAAGAGAUCAGAGCAUCUUCUCAGUGCAUUGUGGUUGACGGCUGCUGUACAGACUAAUAAAGCAUAAUUAGC
Molecule: messenger RNA, 1983 nt
Organism: Pristis pectinata (smalltooth sawfish)
Lineage: Eukaryota; Metazoa; Chordata; Chondrichthyes; Rhinopristiformes; Pristidae
Gene: lypla2
Product: lysophospholipase 2
Exons: 10
Coding region: 196-891 (231 amino acids)
Biological process (GO): protein depalmitoylation
Cellular component (GO): cytoplasm
Molecular function (GO): palmitoyl-(protein) hydrolase activity; carboxylic ester hydrolase activity
Source: RefSeq, a predicted model, not a curated record